Onthophagus taurus is the source of this 1764-nucleotide messenger RNA. The record is from RefSeq and is a predicted model, not a curated record. Lineage: Eukaryota; Metazoa; Arthropoda; Insecta; Coleoptera; Scarabaeidae.
AUGAAUGAAAGAAAACGUCCCUUGUCUCAGAUAGAGUUAGAAAGAAUAGCACUUGCGAUUCAAAAUGACGAAUUGGAGGACGAUGAAGCAGCUGAAAGUGAAGAAAGUGAAACAGAAGAUUUUACAACAAAUGAAAUUUUAGAAGACGACGAGUUUGAUGCAGCUGAACCACAAAAUACUAAUGAAGAAAGUAAUCAGUGUAAUGACGUGAGCGAUAAUACUGCAGCUUCUUCAAGCAGUUAUGAGACAGAAAAUAGGAAAGCGAUAUAUGCGAAGAAUGGUCGUAAAUGGUAUUUGAAAAGUUUUCAUGCUAGAAAUGCAAGAACUGCCCGGAAGAACAUUGUACUUCAUUUACCCGGUCCAAAAGGUUGUUUGCGCAACUUGAAAUGCAUACGUAAAAUUUGGAAUUCAUUUUUUACUGACGAGAUCCUCGACAUAAUUGUUCAAUAUACAAACCACCAAAUCAAUAUAAAAAGGACACGUUAUAAAACCGCUCAGCGAUAUAUUGGUGAAACAAAUGUUGUUGAAUUGCGUGCUUUACUUGGUCUUUUAUAUCUUAGCGGUGUUAUGAAAAGCGCGCAUCUUACCCUACAUGAUUUAUUUUCAUUAGAGUUAGGACCUCCGGUUUUCAGAGCAACAAUGUGUAAAAACCGAUUUGAAUUUCUGAUCAAUUGUUUGCGGUUUGACAAUAAAGCGACAAGGGAAGAAAGGAAAAAACAAGACAAAUUCGCUGCUACCAGAGAGAUAUGGGAUAUUUUUGAGGGAUGUUGUAGAAGAAACUACAGCCCCUCAGAAUAUGUAACUAUUGAUGAAACUUUACUGGCAUUUAGAGGACGAUGUCCUUUUAAAAUGUAUAUCCCUAGUAAGCCGGAUAAAUACGGUUUAAAACUUGUGACCAUGUGUGAUUCAAGAACAUUUUAUAUGUGCUCGGCCAAGCCUUAUAUCGGUAAAGAGGUCAGGGAAGGACCGUUUUCCAUUCCGACACAUUAUGUUUUGAACUUGACGAAAGAAAUUCAAGGCUCAAACCGAAACUGCACAAUGGAUAAUUGGUUUAGUUCAUUAGAGGUAGCGGAAAAAUUAUUAGAACUCAAGCUAACCAUGGUGGGAACCUUGAGAAAGAACAAACCAGACAUACCAAAACAGCUUGUGGAAACAAAAGGAAAAGCGGUACAAUCGAGUAUGUUUGUACAUAACGACCAAAGCACUCUGGUUUCGUACGUCCCAAAAAAGAACAAAACAGUUAUUCUAAUAUCAACAAUGCAUACCCAACCAGAUAUAAAUGAACACACCAAAAAGCCAGAAAUGAUCAUGUUUUAUAAUGAAACAAAAGGUGGCGUUGAUACAUUCGACCAGCUAUGUCAUUCGACGACAGUGUCCAGAAAAACUCGUAGAUGGCCACUAAGAAUCUUUUAUGGAAUGAUGGACAUUGCAGGAAUCAACUCGUAUGUCAUUUACAAAUGGAACGAGGAUGCCGAUAAACCAGUUCAACGGUCAGCCUUCCUAAAGCAACUGUCUAUGUCACUGGUAGAAGAACAUCUUAGAGGCAGGAUGAAUAAUGGACGACUUCCGAGGGAAAUAAGAAGUAAUAUUCGCCAAAUAUUAAAGUGCGACGAAGAAGAGGUAUUGCAAAGGGCUGAGGGGCCAUUAGGUCGUUGUGAUUACUGCCCCAGGGCAAAAAACCGUAAAGCGCGAAACAAAUGCGAACAUUGCAAAAAAAGCGUAUGCGCCGAGCACCGCCUCAGCAUUUGUGUAGACUGCAAAUAA